AUGAAUCAGGCAGUUAAUCGAAUCCUCCAGGCGAACAUAAACCACUGCGCCGGGGCUCAAGAUCUCCUCCUGCAGUCCAUGGCGCAGUGGUCGAUAGAUGUCGCUGUGGUCGCCGAGCCGUACUAUAUCCCUCCCAACCACAACUGGGCUGCAGAUGUGGACGGCUUGGUGGCCAUUAUAACAAAGGCAGGGGCAGAGGGCAUAACGCUCUUGUCGAGGGGUCAGGGUUAUGUGGCGGUUAUCUGGGGUGACAUCACCCUGAUCGGGGUAUACUUCUCCCCCAACAAAAGAGUCUCCGAGUUCGAGGCUCUCCUCGGCCACCUAGCGGCUCUCGUGGGGCAGACCCAACCGCGCCAGGUAGUCGUCGCGGGUGACUUAAAUGCCAAGUCCAUGGCUUGGGGCUGUCCCGCGACAAAUAUUCGAGGAGACCUUCUGGAGGAGUGGGCGACAAUGACCGGCAUGUCGAUUCUGAACCGAGGGUCGGCAAGCACAUGCGUGCGCUGGCAGGGUGAGUCCAUCGUGGACGCAUGGCUCGAGCCAAGCCUCGACCUCCGAAACGGCAAGUGUAUUGGUGGUCUCGAGAAAUCGCAGAACUUCGAUGCCGUGCCAACAAGGCGAGACGUCAGUACACUCGGUCCCGCCGACGAAGGAGGACCGAGACGUCGACGAGGAGUCGCGGCUGUACAGCGCAUACAGAGAGGCGGUCAAGACGCUGCAGAUUUCCAUCUGCGAAGCGAAGGCGAGCGCCAAAGCGGAGCUUCUCGAGACUCUAAACCGAGAUCCAUGGGGAGGCCCUACAAGGCGGUCAGGGGCAAACUACGCCCCUGGGCCCCUCCCUUGACGGAGAGUCUCGAGCCUCGGUUGCUGGAGGUUGUUGUUUCUAGCCUGUUCCCGAACAGACCGGAGCACCAGCCCCCAGCAAUGGCACCUCCCCGUCAGCGCGCUGGAUAUGAGGUUGCGGAAGUCGAGGUUCCUCCGGUAACGGAGGCAGAACUAGACGCAGCCGUGUUUAAGCUGAAAGCCAAAAACACGGCACCGGGUCCAGAUGGGAUCCCAGGACGUGUCCUGGCUCUGGCGCUGCGGGCCCUGGGGGAGAGAUUUCGAGGACUACUGGACGCCUGUCUACAGUCCGGCCGAUUUCCGACCAUCUGGAAAACCGGCCGGCUCGUCCUCCUGAAAAAGACGGGCGACCCGCGGAUUCUCCAUCAGCCUACCGUCCGAUCGUGUUGCUCGACGAGGCUGACAAGCUCUUCGAGCGUAUCAUCUGCUGUCGCCUCGUCGAGCACCUCCGGGGAGUGGGACCCGAUUUGUCCGAACACCAGUUUGGAUUCCGAGAGGGCAGGUCGACAUCGGGUCCUACCUUUCGGAGCGGUGUGUGGAGUACCCAGUCCGGGGCGGCGGGCUGACAAGGUGGGAGACAUCGUGCGGUGUUCCACAGGGCUCGGUCUUAGGGCCGCUUCUGUGGAACAUCGGGUACGACUGGGUCCUGCGGGGGAGCUUCUACCGGGAUCAAAUGUGACUUGCUACGCAGACGACACGCUGGUCACAUCCCGGGGAACCUCGUACCGGGAAGCAGCACGCCUUGCCACCGUGACGGUAGCACAGGUGGUGAGGCGCAUAGCGAUGCUGGGUCUGGAGGUGGCGUUGCACAAGUCUGAGGCACUCUGCUUCCACACGGCCCGGAAGGCGCCGCCUGCUGAAGCCAGCAUCGUUGUUGGUGGCACUCGAAUCGAGGUCAAGUCCAACAUGAAAUAUCUUGGACUUGUCCUUGACUCCCGCUGGAACUUCCGCGAGCACUUUGUCCGCCUGACCCCCCGACUCAUGGCAGCAUCGGCCGCACUGAAGCGACUGAUGCCCAACAUUGGUGGGCCGGAGGUUGCGAGCCGCCGUCUUUAUAUGGGGGUGGUGCGAUCGAUGGCCUUGUACGGGGCACCGAUCUGGGCGGAGAACCUGGCGGCCCGAAAUAUCGCCCUGCUGAAGAGGGCUCAGAGGGCGAUGGCGAUCAGCGUCGUACGCGGGUAUCGCACCACCUCAUACGAUGCGGCGUGCUUACUAGCGGGAACGCCUCCUUGGAACCUGAAGGCGGAGGCCCAAGCGUCUCUGUAUGAGUGGCGUAGGGACCUCCGGCUCCAGGAGUACCAUCCUGCGCCCAGAGAAGUAGAGGCACAGAAGCUCCUCGUCCAGCAGUCCAUAGUCCUCCAAUGGGAGGAACAACUGGCUGAACGAGAGGAAGGACACAGGACUGUCGAGGCAAUCCGGCCGGUCUUACAAGACUGGCUGGAGAGAGAAUGGGGCUCAUUAACCUUCCGGCUGGUGCAGGUGCUUACGGGUCAUGGCUGCUUCGGUAGCUACCUGCACCGGUUCGCAAGACGGGAGGUGACAGCCGAGUGCCAUCAGUGCAGAUGCGACGAGGACACAGCGCAGCAUACUCUGGAGGAAUGCCCUGCCUGGGCGGGGCAGCGCCGGGACCUCGUGGCAGUGGUGGGAGACGACCUCUCCCUGCCGGCCGUGGUUAAGGCUAUGGUCGCCAACGAGAGGUCGUGGAAAGCGGUCCUCUUCUUCUGCGAGGAUGUAAUGUCGCAGAAGGAGGCGGCGGAAAGGGAAAGGGAGGCAGACCCAGCUUCGCACCCUAUCCGCCGUAAGCGCACAGGGGCCCGGAGAAGAGCUUAUGCCCACCUCCUCCCCCCCACCUAG
This is a messenger RNA of Leguminivora glycinivorella, 2694 nucleotides long. RefSeq lists its product as uncharacterized. The record is from RefSeq and is a predicted model, not a curated record. The transcript has 3 exons. Bases 1 to 2694 code for a protein of 897 amino acids. Gene Ontology annotation, molecular function: catalytic activity. NCBI's taxonomy places the organism in Eukaryota, Metazoa, Arthropoda, Insecta, Lepidoptera, Tortricidae.